UCGCGGAGGGUCUCUAUUAGGCGUCUAAAGUCCGGUUUACUGAUCAGCUGAGUCAGUCUGUCUGCUCACCUGUCUGUCAGUCUGUCUUUGGGUGGAGGGACUCGGCUGCAGCGGGAGGAUGCUCUUCUCCUGCCGAGAAUCAGGACUUUCCCUCUCCCGUCAUCCGGCAGGAUGCUGCGGUCUGAACCCGGGGUUUCUCCCCUCCUCUGCCCGCUGAAGUUGGAUCAUCUGCGGGGAUUAAACACUUGUUUUUGUCGCUCUCUCCUCCUCUUUCUCUCCGCCUCUCUCCGGAACUGCCCGAUCGUUUGACAGUGGAAAUAAUCCGCUUCUUUAAAUUUGAGAUUCUGGAUUAUUAUACACCCUGCCCUCCUGACUCUGGUGGAUUUUACUCACGCACAGAUUUGUGAAUGGGUUUGUGAGCCGCAGCACGUUUUCCUCCAGAGGCACCUGCUGCACCUGCGUUAUUCCGCGCAGGGAUGGUGUGAACACGGAGGGGAUACAGGAGGAAAAACACCCGUGCUGUAGUAACCAUGUCUGGUACCGAGGUCGAGGAUUAGUGUGAGGAGGGAUUAUAUUUUCCAGGAGCCGAAUCCCUCCAUCAGAUGUGUGUUCAUUUGUUUGUUUUUUUGUCUCUGGGGUUUUAAUCUUUUUUGGACACGGCGAGAACUUUCCAGACGCGUUAGGAUAUUUUUUCUAUUUGUUUCUUCACUGUUCUAUAUCGUUUGGGGAAGCAAAAGAAAAUCAUCUCCACUGUGUCUGUAGGUAAAAUAAAACUGACUAAAGUAACCCCAUCACAAAUAAAAAAAAAUAUGUUCGUUAUUAAAUAGCCUUACACAGGUCAUGCAGGUCACUAUAGAGUAAAAACACUGUUAGUCCCUCUGGGAAUAUAUACACUCAACCCACAGGAGAUUAAAAAAUAUCAAGGCUGGAGAAACUCUCCGCCCUGAGGAUGAAGAGUCAUGAUGAUCUGACGCGCCCGUUAGUCUGAGCUCAUGUGGAAGCUGCCGUCUAAUUUACAUGUUGAGGAGAUGAGAAGUUUAUUUUAAAGUGGAAACUAUGGAGAUAAUAGAGACAUGAUUAGAUAUAAGUACUGAAAUAACAGAAAUACCAGAUACACACAAGACUUGUAUGUUUCUGUAGUAAAGUCGCUGUUUACCGUAACAGACACAUUGUGAGGAGCCAAUAAUCAUAAAAAAAUUCAUAUUGAACUAAUUUUAUUUCACGGUUGUUAUAUGAAUAAUACAGAAUUAAAAAGGACACUACAGGAAUAUAGGUGAUUAUAAAGUGAUUAUUGAGUAGGCCUAUCGGAUGAACUAUAAGGGAAGAACUUUAUAUCAGAGCCUCCUUGUACUUUGUGUGAAUAAAACUGGUGAUAAUUCAGAAUUAGGCUGAUUUAGGCUGCAUUAUAUAGGCCUAUAUAUCUGGUCCACUUGUGUAACUUCUUUGAUUUUGUCCUUUGUGGACAGUGAGUGAGCAACAAGCAAAUUAAGAAUGAACUGAAGAAUCGAAGAAAAGUUUAUGUCUAAGACUUAAACAGACAAAACUGAACAAUCACCUUGUUUUCUACCAAGGCUGAGCCCCACGAGAACGGAAGCAUCAAUCAGGUUAUUAGUAUAUAAAUUACCAAAACCCAGUCCAUAAAUAUCGGCUGUUAACAAAUCUGCUGUUCUGGUCUGGAGGAAGCGGCAGGAGUGAACGCGCGGCGGCGGCGGCGGCAGGAGUGAACGCGCGGCGGCGGCGGCGGCGGCAGACACGGUGUCCCGUCAGAUGAGUGAACAUGUCGGACCGGAGCGCCCCGGGCUGCCGGCUCAGACUGGACUGGGUCUACGGAUACCGGGGCCACCAGUGCCGGAAUAAUCUGUACUACACCGCCGGCAAGGAGGUGGUGUACUUCGUGGCAGGGGUCGGCGUGGUUUACAACACCAGAGAGCACAGCCAGAGGUUUUACCUGGGACACAACGAUGACAUCAUCAGCCUGGCGUUGCACCCGGAGCGCUCCCUUGUGGCGACCGGUCAGGUGGGGAAGGAUCCCUAUGUGUGUGUUUGGGACUCCUUCACCGUCCAGACCGUCUCUCUGCUCCGUGACGGACACACACACGGCAUCGCCUGCCUCGCAUUCAGCGCGGACGGACAGCGGUUAGCCUCGGUCGGCCUGGAUGCCAAAAACACAGUAUGCAUCUGGGAGUGGAAGAGAGGGAAGAUCCUGGCUACAGCCACCGGACACUCAGACAGGAUCUUCGAUAUCUGCUGGGAUUUGUUUCAACAGAACCGCCUAGUGAGCUGUGGAGUCAAACACAUCAAGUUCUGGUCUCUGUGUGGUAACUCUCUCACUCCAAAGCGGGGGAUUUUCGGGAAGACGGGUGACUUGCAGACCAUCCUGUGCGUCGCCUCAGCCAAAGAUGAUAUCACAUACUCCGGGGCGCUCAACGGGGACAUUUACGUCUGGAAGGGACUCAACCUGAUAAAAACAGUUCAGUCUGCCCAUGGGGCUGGUAUCUUCAGCAUGUAUUCCUGUGAGGAGGGUUUUGCCACAGGAGGCAGAGACGGCUGUGUCCGGCUGUGGGACGUUGACUUCAGACCGAUAACCAAGAUCGACCUGCGGGAGGCCGAGCAGGGAUACAAAGGUCUGUCUAUUCGUAGCGUCUGCUGGCGAGCCGACCGAAUCCUGGCAGGAACGCAGGACAGCGAGAUCUUUGAGGUGAUGGUGAGGGAUCGGGACAAGCCGCUGCUGAUCAUGCAGGGACACAGCGAGGGUGAGCUCUGGGCGCUGGACGUUCACCCCAAAAAGCCUCUGGCAGUCACCGGCAGCGACGACCGCUCCGUCAGGUUGUGGAGUCUGGUGGAUCACGCCCUCAUUGCCCGCUGUAACAUGGAGGAGGCGGUGCGCAGCGUGGCGUUCAGUGUGGACGGAUACCAGCUGGCUCUGGGCAUGAAGGACGGAUCCUUCACUGUGCUGAGAGUCAGAGACAUGACCGAGGUGGUUCACAUCAAAGACAGGAAGGAGGUGAUCCACGAGAUGAAGUUUUCUCCGGAUGGAGCGUACCUCGCUGUCGGCUCCAACGACGGACUUGUGGACAUCUACGCUGUCGCCCAGAGAUUCAAAAAGGUGGGAGAGUGCAGCAAAUCCACCAGUUUCAUCACACACCUAGACUGGUCUCUGGACGGCAAAAUCCUGCAGACCAACGAUGGAGCUGGAGAACGCCUCUUCUACCGAAUGCCUAUGGGGAAGCCAGUUGUCAGUAAGGAGGAGGUGAAAGGUCAGUGCUGGGCAUCCUGGAGUGGCGUCCUGGGCUCAGAAGUCAGCGGCAUCUGGCCUAAAUACUCUAAUCUAACUGAGAUCAACGCUGUGGACGCCAAUAACGCUGCUGCCGUGCUCGUUACCGGAGACGGCCUCGGCCUGGUUAAGCUCUACCGCUUCCCCUGUCUGAGGAAAGGAGCCAAAUUCAAGAAGUACAUUGGUCACUCAGCCCAUGUGACCAACGUCCGCUGGUCGCAUGACCUGCAGUGGGUGCUGACCACAGGUGGGGCAGACCACGCCCUCUUCCAGUGGAGGUUUCUACCAGAGUCGGUCAUGAACGGAGGACUGGAUAUCAACAUACAAGAAAGUCAUGGAGACUCCAACGGGGAGGAGUCGGACAGCGACGUGUCGGAUGUCCCGGAGCUCGACUCCGAUAUCGAGCAGGAAACACAGAUCAACUACGACAGACAGGUGUAUAAGGAGGACCUGCCUCAGUUGCGACAGCAGAGCAGAGAGAAGAAACUCCAGGUUGGAUCUCUGAAGAGACAGAGAGGACCCGACCAAGGCCUCCGGCUGCAGUUUGUGCACGGGUACCGUGGGUACGACUGCAGGAACAACCUGUUCUACACUCAGGGGGGGGAGGUGUUGUACCACGUGGCGGCGGUGUGCGUGAUCUACAACCGGCAGCUGCACAGCCAGCGCUUCUACCUCGGCCACGACGACGACAUCCUGAGCCUCAGCAUCCACCCGCUGAAGGACUAUGCUGCUUCAGGACAGGUGGGGAGGGACCCAGCCAUCCACGUGUGGGACAUCCAGACUCUGAAGUGUCUGUCUUUGCUGAAAGGAUUCCACCAGAGAGGAGUGUGUGCUCUGGAUUUCUCAGCUGAUGGAAAGAGUCUGGUGUCAGUGGGAGUCGAUGACGGACAUUCAAUUGUAGUCUGGGACUGGAAGAGAGGAGAGAAACUCGCUACUGCCAGAGGUCAUAAGGAGAAGAUAUUUGUGGUGAAGUGUAAUCCCAUGCUGAUGGACAAACUGGUCACUGUGGGAAUUAAACACAUCCAGUUUUGGCAGCAUGCAGGUGGCGGCCUGACUUACAAGCGCGGUGUGUUCAGGUGCGUAGGCCGGCCGGAGACCAUGAUGUCAGUGUGUUACGGCCGCAGCGAUGCGCUGGCAUUCACCGGCGCCGCCACGGGAGACGUUUACAUCUGGAAGGAACCACUGCUGAUGAAAACAGUCAAAGCUCACGAUGGACCGGUGUUCGCCAUGUUCUCCCUCGACAAGGGCUUUGUGACGGGCGGGAAGGACGGCGUGGUGGAGCUAUGGGACGACAUGUUUGACCGCUGCCUGAAGACUUACGCCAUCAAGAGAGCAGCACUGUCCCCGGGCUCCAAAGGCCUGCUCCUGGAGGACAACCCGUCCAUCAGGGCCAUCACUCUGGGUCACGGUCACAUCCUGGUUGGAACCAAAAACGGAGAAGUUCUGGAGAUCGACAAGACCGGACCCAUGACCCUGCUGGUGCAGGGUCACAUGGAGGGCGAGGUUUGGGGUCUGGCCGCUCACCCCCUCCUCCACGUGUGUGCCACCGUCAGCGACGACAGAACCCUGCGCCUGUGGGAGACGUCAGCUAAUCACCGCAUGGUGGCCGUCCGCAAGCUGAAGAGAGGUCAGAUAAAGGACCAGACCGUCAACUUCACACGCCUUUAGUGUGUGUGUUUUCCAGGCGGUCGAUGCUGUGCUUUCUCUCCUGAUGGAAGCUUGGCGGUUGGUCUCAGUGAUGGCGGCGUGCUGGUGGUGAACGCAGACACGCUGGAGGAUCUCCUGGGCUUUCAUCAUCGCCGCGACACCAUCUCUGACGUCCGCUUCACUCCAGACUCGGGCAAAUUCCUGGCGGUGGCAUCACACGACAGCUUCGUGGACAUCUACAAUGUGCAGAGCAGCAAGAGAGUGGGGAUCUGUAAAGGAGCGUCCAGUUACAUCACGCACGUCGACUGGGAUGCUCGAGGUAAACUACUGCAGGUGAACACAGGAGCCAAAGAGCAACUUUUCUUCGAAGCCCCGAGAGGAAAAAGACAAACCAUCAGAAACACUGAGCUGGAGCGGAUCGAGUGGUCCAGCUGGACGUGUGUUCUGGGUUCGAGCUGUGAGGGAAUCUGGCCGACGCACAGCGACAUCACCGACAUCAACGCCACGUCGCUCACCAGAGACCGAGCGCUGCUCGCCACCGGGGACGACUUCGGCUUCCUCAAACUGUUCAGCUACCCGGUUCGAGGUCAGUACGCUCGUUUUAAGCAUUAUGUGGGCCACAGCGCGCAGGUGACCAACGUCCGCUGGGCUCAGGACGACUCCACCCUGCUGACGGUGGGCGGGGCCGACACCGCCCUGAUGAUCUGGGCGAGGGAGCGAGGAAGUGGGUUUGGUGGAGAGGGGGAGGGGCCUUUGUGUCGAGACAACCGCCCGCUCGUGGACAGCGAGGAGUCGGAUGACGACAUUGAGGAGGACGGAGGCUACGAUAGUGACGUUGCCCGGGAGAAGACGGUGGAUUACACCACUAAGAUGUACGCUGCCAGCCUCAGAGAGAUGAGAGGAACCAAACCUCACCAACAGCUGAAGGAGCUGUCUGCCGAGGAGAGGCCUCCAGUGAGUCGAGCAGCGCCACAGCCAGAGAAACUUCAGAAGAACAACGUCUCCAAGAAGAAGAGACUGGUCGAGGACCUGGUUUUAGAUCAUGUGUUUGGUUUUCGGGGCUUCGAUUGUCGUAACAACCUGCACUACCUCAACGAUGGCACCGACAUCGUCUACCACACUGCCGCCACCUGCAUCGUGCACAGUCUCAGCAACGGAACUCAGAGUUUCUACCUGGAGCACACUGAUGACAUCCUCUCUCUGACCGCCAACCAGCACCCGAAAUACAAAAAUAUCAUCGCCUCUGGACAGAUCGGUGACGUCAGUGAACUCCCAGGCACCACUCCCUCGAUCCAUGUGUGGGAUGCGAUGAGUAAACAGACGCUGUCCAUCCUUCGCUGUCCUCACACCAAAGGCGUCGGCUACGUUAACUUCAGCGCCACAGGGAAGCUGCUGCUGUCUGUCGGAGUGGAACCUGAACACACCAUCACUGUGUGGCGCUGGCAAGAAGGAUCCAAGGUGUGCAGUAAAGCUGGACACCCGGACCGGAUCUUCGUAGUGGAGUUUCGUCCAGACUCGGACACCCAGUUCGUGUCGGUAGGAAUCAAACAUGUGAAGUUCUGGACUCUAGCCGGAGGUGCUCUGAUGUACAAGAAGGGCGUGGUAGGAACGGUGGAGGACGGCAGGAUGCAGACAAUGCUGUCUGUCGCCUUCGGUGCUAAUAACUUGACAUUCACCGGCGCCAUUAAUGGGGACGUGUACGUGUGGAGGGAUUACUACCUGCUGAGGGUGGUGGCGAAGGCUCAUACAGGGCCAGUCUUUACCAUGUACACUACGCUGAGAGACGGACUCAUCGUGACCGGUGGCAAGGAGAGGCCGACUAAGGAGGGCGGUGCGGUGAAGCUCUGGGAUCAGGAGAUGAAACGCUGUCGAGCGUUCCAGCUGGAGACGGGACAGCAGGUGGAGUGUGUUCGAUCAGUCUGCAGAGGCAAGGGUAAGAUCCUGGUGGGGACGAAGGACGGGGAGAUCAUCGAGGUGGGGGAGAAGAACGCAGCGUGCAACCUGCUGCUGGACAGUCACGCUCGGGGAGGAAUCUGGGGUCUGACCGCUCAUCCUGCUAAAGAGCUCUGCAUCACCGCCAGCGACGACGCCACCAUCAGACUGUGGGACCUCACUGACAAAAAACUGUUGAACAAGGUGUGUGUUGGCCACGCAGCCCGGUGUGUGAGCUACAGCGCAGAUGGAGAGAUGCUAGCGGUGGGGAUGAAGAACGGCGAGUUCCUCAUCCUCCUCUCCAACUCGCUGAAGAUGUGGGCGAAGAAACGAGACCGCAGCGCCACCAUCCAGGACAUCCGGUUCAGUCCAGACCGGCGGCUGUUGGCUGUCGGUUCGGUGGAGAACACGGUGGAUGUGUACGAUGUGAGCGGGGGGCCAAGUCUGAACCGGCUGGUUUACUGCAGCGACAUCCCUGCUUUCAUCCUGCAGCUUGACUUUUCUGCUGACAGCUGUUAUAUACAGGUGUCCACAGGAGCUUAUAAGCGACAGGUGUUUGAAGUUCCUUCAGGGAAGCUGAUGAGCGACCAGACCAUAAUUGACAGAAUCACAUGGGCAACCUGGACCAGCAUCCUGGGAGAUGAAGUGUUGGGAAUAUGGCCGCGAAACGCAGACAAAGCUGAAGUCAACUGCGCGUGUGUGUCUCACGCCGGCCUGAACAUUGUCACCGGCGACGACUUUGGAUUGGUCAAACUGUUCGACUUCCCCUGCACAGAGAAGUUUGCCAAACACAAGCGCUACCUCGGCCACUCGCCUCACGUGACCAACAUCCGCUUCUCCCACGAAGACAGAUACGUGGUCAGCACAGGAGGAGACGACUGCAGUGUGUUUGUGUGGAAAUGCCUGUAAACGCUGAGACUUCUGCCGUCUGGUGACGCUUUUAUUUAAAGCGCCUUAACUGCACCACAAGUGGAUCCAGAGGGAGUCAAAUCCACGACCCGAGCGUAUUCGCACCUGUUUGUUCAACAGUGAGUUUCGACGGUAGAGAUGGAGGAAGACUCUCUGUUGACUGCUGCAACACAAAGCCGACUUCAGUGAUUAGGUGAGAUGUUUAGAUUUGGUUGGCUUCAGAUUUUUUUGUGAUGAGGCAGGAAACUACAGACUGCAGCCAAACACAUGAGACGCUUCAUGAUGGAUCACAUGACCCUGAACAAACCACGAGGAGACGUAAAGAAGCAAAAGAAUCAUUCACUUUUUAAGGAAACAUCAGAUGUUUUUUCUUGGUCUGAACAACUGCUCAUUUAGAAGCCAACCAGCUUUGAAACAUAAGUCAUGUGACCACACUACCACAGCAGUGAAGGAGAGGUUUAAUUCUGCAUAAAGCAGUAAAUCACCACCCCAUCUCCUGCUACCCAGAAGGCCUUGCACAGGGUCAUUGUUGUACUCGGUGCAACGAGGAUGGCAAACAAACUGCACCUCCAGGUCAUUCAAUAAUCAUGUGACCAUCAGGAGUCACAGAGUGUCAAACAUAAAGAGAAAAAGGUUCAACAUUUUGGAUUUUUCUCUCAAACAAACCUUUUGAAACAUUGAGUGUUUCCUCCUGUCCAGGGGUCAGAUGCAUAAAACUUUGUACACACAAGACAGAAAUAUGUAUUCGUCUGAUGUACGAAGCCGUGCGCACGCAUUGUUCUGUUUUAUGAAUCUCAGUUAUUGUGGAAAUGCUCAUUUCCACUCCCAACGUGAGCCUUCGAUAUAUGACAAACUUCAA
This is a messenger RNA of Micropterus salmoides (largemouth bass), 8621 nucleotides long. Its product is annotated as echinoderm microtubule-associated protein-like 6. The record is from RefSeq and is a predicted model, not a curated record. Gene Ontology annotation, molecular function: microtubule binding. NCBI's taxonomy places the organism in Eukaryota, Metazoa, Chordata, Actinopteri, Centrarchiformes, Centrarchidae.